ACUACAUGUUUUUCUUUAUUUUAAUUUGUAUUUACAUACACAUUUCAUAGGUAUUAUUUUUUACGACAAAGAUUCAAUUUUAAUCAUUGUUUAAUGAAGUCACACUUUAAUUUAAACCUAACGGUCACAGUAAUCUCUCCUUUUCUUCUUCGUUAUUGAAGGAAAUAAAAGAAUCUAAACAGAUUUUUUUUUUUGCAACUUAAGUUAUUAAACCUAAUUAACCAAAGAUGUCAAAAUUAUUUUUCAAAUCACUUUGUUUAUAAAACAAUAAAAUACAGAUGUUUAUUUACUUGACAAUUAAAUGUCAAACCUACUCGAUUUGAAGUUGAUAUGAUAUUUAAUUUGUGAUUCUUGUGAUAGAUUUUGAAUAAUAGAUACCUAAACUACCAAAUUAUUUAUAGAAAAUAUUCAUCAUGGCGUCAGGUUCUAACACUAGUAUAAUGAGUAUUAGAGAUAUGAUUGAUGCAGCUUUUGGAGAUUCUGAAGUUAAUGUAGUAAACCACAAAUUAAUUCAGACUAUUCUUUACCUUCUCGCAAGACAACUCCGAAUAUUAGAAAGACGGGUGCAAAUUGAAAUAGUUCCUAAUAUGGAAAUGGAAUCUGGCAGUAGUCUUUCAGUCACGGAAGUAAAAUUAUAUGCCAAUGUACCUAAAAAAAAACAUCGAUCGAUGAAAAUGACAAGUAGUAGCAAAGGAGGUAAAGUAGGUACAACAAGUACUACCAUAGAACCAGUGAGUAAAGGCGUAUUAACUAAAUAUACUGGUGUUAUAUCCAGAACUUCGGAAGAAAAAAGUGGUAAAAGACGUCAAGAAGAAAAACCUUUCCAAAAACCAAUAGACAAACAAUUUACUGCAGACAAACCAUCUACUAAGAAAUCUUCUAUUGAUAAAACUUCUAGCACAAUAUCUACUUUGCAAUCACGUUCAGAUAAAACUUCAUCUGAAAAAACAACAAAGUCAACUGCUGAACCUCCUUCCAUGGAUAAAACAUUCUUCGAAAAAACAUUAUCGAAUAUAACUUCUACAGAUAAUAUAUUAAAUGAUAAAAUUUCUUCAGACAAGUUUUCUAUAUAUAAAACUUCGACGGAAAAGUUUACCACUGACAGAAGUAGCACUGAGAAGUCAUCCGAAAAGGAUUACCACAAACUGAUGGAGAAAAUCGAAGAGAAAAGAGAGAUAGAAUUACGUGUCAUUCAUCAGAGAGCGAAUUCACGAGAAGAACAAGACAGAAUCCCAACACCGAUGGCUUCUUUGGAUACUAUGGAAAUGCAAUACGAAAAGUUACUUAUUGUGGAGAAAGUACCUACUGAUGAAGCAAAAGCAGCAGAUAGUCACUAUCGGACAUACAACCGUGACCGUACUCCUCGCUUAUCAAUUGUUACACACGAAGAAUUUGCCGAAUUGGCUACAACAGUUCGUGAACUUCAAACUCGAAUUAGUCCAAUUGCCGGAGCAGAUUUCCCGGACAAUAUUAAGCUCAUGCAAGAUCUUCGUAAGGGUGCAUCUUUAACAGACGCCAUGGCUGCUUUACAACUUUCUGCUCGUCUUGAAGGUGCAGAAAAGGCAAUACAAAAAAUUACUUCAUUAGUAACUGACCUCGCUAGUAGAACACCAGGUUUAGAAAAUAUACUUAAUAAGUGCAUAGAGCCAGAAACUGAAGGUGCACUAGAUAAACCAGCCCGCUCCACAGAAUCUCUUGCUGUUUCCGUGACAUCAUAUUCACACAAAACUGAAAAAUUUCCUACGGAUAUUGCAGCUGACGACAAGAAUAAAGAACAUGAUUAUAUUACUGUUGAAGAUUUAGAACUUCAAUAUUUUAAUUUCAGUAAUGCUCUACAUGAAUUAUAUGAUGAGUUUCUAAAGAAGGUAACUGGUUUAACUACUCAAAGUAACAAUAAUGCCGAUAAUGCGCUUAAAAUAGCAAAUAGAUUACAAGGGAAGUUAGAAGCCUCGUUAGAUCUCGUUAAUCGUAUGAAUAAUCUGGAAAUUUUAGUCUCUGAAUAUUCUGAACAAAUAAAUAUCCUUGAUACUGGUUUAUCGUCACAGAUGACAAAUUAUCAAGAACAAUUAACUCAAAUGCAACAUGAUUUAGAAACUGGAUUGGAAACAAUGGCAGAAUCAUUCGCUAAUGCAGGUGGUGAUACAACAGCUGUGGCAGAGCUAAAUACACAAUUCACUAAUCUUCAAAUAGAUCUCGAUGCCACAAACUUACGACAAAAAGAGCUAAGAGACAUUCAAACUACACUCUCCGUGGACCUUCAAGGAUUAUGGAAACAAAUAGAAUUACUACGAGACACGAAAUCCGAUCGUGAAGAAGUAACAGAUGCAUUAAGAGAUAAAGCUGGACUUGGUGCAUUAAAUAGACUUGUAAGUCUUCAACAAUUUGAUGCUAUAAGAGGAGAUUUUGAGAAACGAAUUGGGGCAGCUUAUGAUAAAUUCAAUAACCAAGAAAUAAUCUGGCAAAAAGCAAUAGAUGAAUUAGUGAGGGAACUGAACGAAAAAGCAGACUGGAUUCAAGUCGCGUCUUUACGCGACGACGUGAAUAAAAAUCUGGAUAUGCUAAGAAGCCGACUUCAUGCCAUGAUGGAAAUCGUAGGAGAACCACAAGCCGCUGCUGUGUCGCGAAGACUGCAUCGUGAUACAGCAUGUUUAUCUUGUGCUAGUCCAGCUCAUAUGGCCCUAGAAGAACCUGGCGUAAUACCAGCAUUACCUGCUCUCAUACUACCUAGACCGCCCACAGUGGGAGCUGAAGCCCCAACAAAGACAAAAGAAAAUCUCAAACUUUGUUAUCCUGGUUUGCCAAUACCACAUCCAAAAGACCCUAGAUUACAUAUCUGUCAACGGUAUUGCGGAGGAUCUCACACAAUUGUACCGAACGCAAUUAGUCGGGCACCCCCAGGAAUGAUCAUUAAUCCAGUAUUUCGGCAAGUCGGUACAGGAGUUGGAUCUGAUGGUAAAACCUACAUGACCGAUGAAGGAUUCAUCAAAAAGCCUUGUUUGCCGUGCAAUGCACCCGAGAUGAUGACACCUAAGCCUUCGAUAGUAGAACGAGGUGACAAACGUCGUUAUUCAAAUCUUACAACACUAUACUUACAUCUUAUCUCUUUAAAUUUUAAUAUUAUGUUAAUUUACAGCUCCAUUAGAUAUAGUGGAUUCGGACAUGACACCUACAGAUUUUCGUGAACAAUCAGAGGCGUACAUUCAACCAGCAGACGCCGUAUCUGUAACACCACCUCCUCCGAUUGAUGACGAUUAAUUUUAUACUGUUAUAA
Galleria mellonella (greater wax moth) is the source of this 3271-nucleotide messenger RNA. RefSeq lists its product as uncharacterized. The coding region runs from base 414 to 3182 and encodes 922 amino acids. NCBI's taxonomy places the organism in Eukaryota, Metazoa, Arthropoda, Insecta, Lepidoptera, Pyralidae. The transcript is spliced from 16 exons. The record is from RefSeq and is a predicted model, not a curated record.